UAUGCCAGACUGUUGGUUUGUGGUUUGUCAAGUGGGCAAAAGGGGAAAUUUGGAGGUUGGGGUGUGCUAGCAUACUAUUAAGGACACAUGAGUGCAAAAAGCUGUGGUGUGGGUGCCUUACAGGAAGGUUGUCUGCACUGGGCCAUCCCAUUUAUGCCGGUGCCUCAAGUGAAGUGCAGCCACAUACAGACAGACGGGCCAAGAGUGAGUGAGACGGAGGCCUGGAAACCUUUUACUCACCAGAGACAGUGACAUGCACUUAAUUUUUCAGGAGUUUUUUGGUGCCACCAGAAUUGUGUUUGAUAAGUGGCACAUUUUGGAAAAGAUCAAAGGCUACUGAGAUUGUCUUAUCAAGGGAUGGCAUAGCUGCUGUCGGGACAGCUGAUGGGAGGAGUCAACUCAAUUGAACCAAAGACCUCAUGUGUCCAAAUUGGUUUUAGAGAAGGCGAGAGCAGUAUUGCCUAGCAAAGACAAUAGAGGUUUAUACCCUUUAUCUUCUGGAUGUGUUCUCCAGCCAGUUAUGCCCUCCCUCUGAGGAGAAGCAGCGAGGUAUCAUCAGCAGCUCCUGGCCGGCUCUGUGGAGCAGGACCAAAACCUCAUGGAGCUUUGCAGGAGAGUGAGAUGGACGCUGCUUGGCAGGAGCUCAUGGCCAUUACAGAACUACAGGAGUUUGAAGCCCCUGGUGAAAGUACCUUUGAAACAACACAGUACCAGACCAUGGCACCCAUUGAACCUUAUGGAAUUGCUGCAGAGCUGCCUCCUGGAUCCUGUGAGAUCAGUUCCAAUAAUUAUGAUGGGUGCUACUCUGAGGAAGUGCCUGUGCAUCAUCAACACAGCAGCACCCAAUCACAGUACAGACACUCUGAGUCACAAGCUAAUCAGAAAGUACCAUCAGAAUCUUCUCUCUCUCUCUUGGCUUUGAGAGACCCACCUGCCUCAUCGGGGGAGGGUCGUGGCCAGUGGAGGGACAGCACCCAGAGCCUUUACAGACACGUGCUAUGGACACAAGGACAGACUUCACAUGGUUGCCUGACCAAUGACCUGGAGUCUGACUCGGGCCUCUCUUUAGGUUCCAGUCCUCCUCUGGCCUCUCCAGAGGUGAGCAGUGGGACAGCUGGUUACCAGAUAGAUAUUAAAGAUUGCCAUUAUGAAAGACAAUCUGAAGGGCAGAGAAAUGCGUCCUUUUACUCAUUUGCCUAUCAAGACAAUACAAACUCAUAUAUACACCCAGAACAAUAUUUUUCAAUUCAGACAUUGUCUUACCCACCUUCCAGUGGUCCAGCUCCUCGGGCAGUGAAACUACAUGCCCAAUUGAAUGGCCAGUCUGAGCUUUAUAAUAACUACGGCGUGUCCAGUAGAGGGAGCUCACAACAAGCCGUGUAUAACAAGCAGCGGAACAACUUAGCGCAUGCGCCGAUGAGUAGGGAUGAGCGACGGGCCUUGGCUUUAAAAAUCCCUUUUCCCAUGGAGAAAAUUAUUAAUCUACCUGUGGACGAUUUCAACGAGCUACUGUCCCAGUAUACCCUCACUGAUACUCAACUAGCAUUAGUGAGAGACAUUCGGCGGAGAGGCAAAAACAAAGUUGCAGCUCAGAAUUGCAGAAAAAGGAAGCUUGAAAGCAUUAUUCAAUUGGAACAAGAACUCAACCAACUUCAGGCUCAAAGACAGCAUCUAGCUCAAGAACGACUUGAAUUUCAACAAAGUCUUGCCUUCAUCAAAUGUCGCCUCUCUGAACUCUAUACUGAGGUCUUUACAUACUUGAGAGACGAAGAUGGACAACCAUAUUCCAUUAAUGAGUAUUCUCUACAGCAAAGCCCAGAGGGCAAAGUUUAUUUAGUACCACUUAGUGAGACGCAGAAAUGAUUAAUGUAUUUUGCAGUGGUGUUGGUGUGAGCUUUGCACUAAAGAGGUUGUGGAUAAA
Molecule: messenger RNA, 1921 nt
Organism: Boleophthalmus pectinirostris (great blue-spotted mudskipper)
Lineage: Eukaryota; Metazoa; Chordata; Actinopteri; Gobiiformes; Gobiidae
Gene: nfe2
Product: nuclear factor, erythroid 2
Exons: 5
Coding region: 502-1863 (453 amino acids)
Biological process (GO): regulation of transcription by RNA polymerase II
Cellular component (GO): nucleus
Molecular function (GO): DNA-binding transcription factor activity, RNA polymerase II-specific; RNA polymerase II cis-regulatory region sequence-specific DNA binding
Source: RefSeq, a predicted model, not a curated record